Molecule: messenger RNA, 1789 nt
Organism: Drosophila gunungcola (fruit fly)
Lineage: Eukaryota; Metazoa; Arthropoda; Insecta; Diptera; Drosophilidae
Product: insulin-like growth factor-binding protein complex acid labile subunit
Exons: 4
Coding region: 28-1719 (563 amino acids)
Cellular component (GO): extracellular matrix
Molecular function (GO): protein binding
Source: RefSeq, a predicted model, not a curated record
UUAGUCUCCGGCGAAUUGUGCCACGCGAUGUACCAACUUCCAGUGAGCCUCCUGCUGCUGAUCCUUAGCUUCAGCUUCAGGGUGAGUUGCCUGCAGUUGAGCAACUGCAAUAAGACCGAGGUGACCUUAAUACGGGACACGGAGCUUCUGACUUCACUCACCUUGAGCAACUGCACUCUGCCGCAUCUGGAAAAUGCCUUCUUCGUGCGCUUUGAUCAUCUGCUCCAACUGGAGCUGCAACAUAGUGGACUAAGUGAUUUGGAUGACUUUUCGCUCAACGGCCUGAUCAGGCUGCAAUCUCUCUCCCUCGGCCACAAUAAUCUGAGUGCUCUGAGGUCCUGGUCCAGUGAACCCUUGGGUGCCCUGUCCAUCCUGGACCUUAGUCACAAUAGAUUGAGCAAGCUGAGGGCCAAGAGCUUCGAACUAUAUCCCCAGCUGCAGCAACUCGACUUGCAAAAUAACCAAAUCAACCAAAUCGAGGAGAACUCCUUUUAUGGAUUACCCCAUUUAAAGCAUCUACAUCUGAAUGGAAAUCAACUGCAAAAAUUGGAUAGCAGCUUCUUUCGGGGACUCCAUCGCCUCUCAAGUCUAUCACUUCAGCAUAAUCAAAUAGACAGCAUAGAGAUGGAGUCCUUCGAGGGCAAUACCCAUCUUCGAAGCCUACGAUUGGAUCAAAAUCUAUUGAGUAGUCUUACAUUUAUCAGUCAGCGCGGUCUAGCUCGACUGGUUCACCUAAAUCUAUCGAAUAAUCUUGUACAAAAACUUGAGCCACUUGGAUUCUCCAAAAACUUUGAGCUUCAGAACCUGGAUUUGAGUUUCAAUAACUUGACUAAACUAAGUAAGGACGCUUUAUCGGGCUUGGACUCAUUGGAGCGCCUGAACAUAAGCCAUAACUGUGUGGACGAAAUGGAAACGGAAAGUCUGGAGUCUUUGGUCGCCCUUCUGCAAAUUGAUGUCAGCUUAAAUCGACUGACCACAUUACCCGAGACCUUAUUUCAUGCCAACACCCAACUGGAGGAGAUUAUACUUGCUAACAACCAAAUUGUAAAGUUAUCCCCUAAGAUUUUCCACAAGCAAAAUCACGUGAGAUAUAUGAAAUUGAACGGAAACGCACUGGAUGAUGCUGAUUUUCUGCACAGACUGUCUCCGUCCCUCAACAGUCUGUCACUUUACGUGGACCUCAGCUCAAAUCGCCUUAGUUCAGUCAAUCUGAGCAGUCUUCUUCGAUUUCGUUACCUAAAUCUGGCGGAUAAUAAUUGGAAUUGCGCCUGGUUAGUUGCGAAUUUGGUGCGUAAACUGCCAAACUCCGUGAAUUUCGCACGUCCUUGGAGUGUGAUUAAUGAUUGGAGUGAAAAUAUAACCAAUAUUGAAGGAGUGGACUGCUAUGAGGGAGAAAGUAAUCGAUCUAUUAUUUUGCUGGAUGUGAGUGCAGUUCCCCUACAAAAAACAAGCAACUGCGAGUGUGGGCAAACCUAUGAUGAUUCCAAUCCGUCGCCACCUCCCCUCACUUGGCCCAAAAUACCUACAGAUCGAUUCGACUCGCGGUCGGUGAUCAUCUGGAUGCUGGUGGCCAUUGCAAUUGCCUUUGCAGGACUUCGAUGGCUGCGACGAUUUGUUGAUCGCAAUGAGAAACGUAAACUCGGGACAAAGGAGCUUAAUAAUAUGUACGUCAGCAAAGUUCAAUGGCAGCCCGUCAGAAACGAACUGGAAAGAUCGUAGCCCAAUCUAAAAAUAUGUUGUUUGCACCGCUUAAAUAAACAAAUAUAUUGAGUUUAUUAUGUAUAAAAAU